CUCCAAAACCCCCUUUUUGUUCCCAAUGGCUGUGGCCGUCUGGUGACAAUCGGUGAAGAUAAUGAGAUCCGAGAGAUGAUCGGCAAAGAUGGCGAUGAGAUCAAAGUCAGGGGACUAGAGAGAGGCUGACAGUUGGAGAAAAGAAGUUCCUUAUUUUUGUGUCGCUAAGAAGAUUCUUAUUUUUUGUGUGGCUACCCCCUCUGGCCUUGUCUGAAUUUCCUCUGCUGGGUUUUUUUAGGUAUUGUUUGGAUUGAAGGUGUCGGACGGAGAGGGAGGGGAAGGGAUGGGGACGGAUGGCAAGGGAGGGGGAGUGAGGGAGAGCUGUCUCCUUUCUUCUGUUUGGGUUUUCAAAGAGGCAGAGGGGGAGGGAGAUGGACUGAUUCGGACUCCCUCCAACCCCCUUCGAAUAUGCAGAUUUGCAAUCCGUCCGAUUUGGGGGGUUUGGGAAGGAUUUGAGUGGCUGUUUACAUUAAGCUAAAUGUAAUUACAAAAUUAACCUUAAUUUUUUUA
Messenger RNA from Rubroshorea leprosula, 510 nucleotides. The record is from the annotation of a GenBank genome assembly. NCBI's taxonomy places the organism in Eukaryota, Viridiplantae, Streptophyta, Magnoliopsida, Malvales, Dipterocarpaceae.